Molecule: messenger RNA, 897 nt
Organism: Heterocephalus glaber (naked mole-rat)
Lineage: Eukaryota; Metazoa; Chordata; Mammalia; Rodentia; Bathyergidae
Gene: Mrpl54
Product: mitochondrial ribosomal protein L54
Cellular component (GO): mitochondrial large ribosomal subunit
Molecular function (GO): structural constituent of ribosome
Source: RefSeq, a predicted model, not a curated record
ACAACUCCCAAAGCAUUCCCCUCCUCCCCGGGCUGCAGACGUCUCUCUCCGGGAAACGUGCGCGUGCGAACAGUCGGCAUACGUCAUGGCGGCCUGGCGCCUCUUUGUGGUUACCCGUACGUGGGCCGCCUGGGGGCCCCGGGAGCUCCCAGACCCCACCUACCCUGGAAGACUCUUGGUUCGGUAUUAUGCCAAGAAGCCAGUCCUGAAGGGAUUGAAGGGCAGCAAAGGUGGUGUGGUCGGCGAGGCCCUGAAGGACCCGGAUGUGUGUACAGACCCUGUGCGGCUCACCACACACGCCAUGGGCGUCAACAUCUACAAGGAGGGCCAGGAUGUGGUCCUGAAGCCGGACGCUGAGUACCCAGAGUGGCUGUUCCAGAUGAAUGUGGGCCCCCCCAAGAAGCUGGAGGAGCUGGACCCUGAUACCCGAGAGUACUGGCGGCUGCUGCGGAAACAGAACAUCUUACGAGAAAACCGGCUGAACCGGAACAGGAAGUUCUAGUGGACCAGGAGGGGCACAGCAUGUCCCCUCCCCGCCCAAGACUCUUUACAGGGAGAAAACAGACUUUGACAAGAAUCUCAGGAGGCCCCAGCCUGGGCGUGUGUGGCCCCACAGUGAGGCUGGACCAGCCCCGGGUCUGUAAGGACCAUUCCAGGCUGGGCACGGUCCCCAAGGCUCUGGCGGAAGGAGUACGGCACUUGCUUUGGCAGCACAUAUACUAAAACAGGAGGAGCGUGAGUUUGAGCCGAGCCUGGGCAACCCAGCAAUUUAGUGAGACCCUGUGUCAAAAAUAAAAGGGCUGAGGAUUUAGCUCAGUGUGAAGGCCCUGGGUUCCUUCUCAGCACCACAAUAGAAAAGAAAAAGAAAUAAAAUGACCUCCCUCGGCAGCCCUAGCA